Molecule: messenger RNA, 507 nt
Organism: Penicillium hordei
Lineage: Eukaryota; Fungi; Ascomycota; Eurotiomycetes; Eurotiales; Aspergillaceae
Exons: 4
Coding region: 1-507 (168 amino acids)
Source: RefSeq, a predicted model, not a curated record
AUGGAAGGUCCCGCUUCCCCCGGGGAAACACCUCAAAAUAAAAAGCGAAACCCGAGUUUCCGGCAAAUGCUAAGGAACCAGGGGCUUGAGAUCGACCCAGUUGUACAAGGAGUGCGAGAUCCUAAGCUUCCCCCCAAACGGAAGCGUAACCAAAAGCACCCUGGCAAGAAGAUAGCAAAGAAAAUGAAGAUGGCUGCUGCCGCUGCUGCUGCUGCCACUACCACCAAUGAGGCCAGCGGGCCCAUUGUCUCUGCUGGAUCCUCGGUCCAUGGAGCUGGUAGUUCGGGUGCUAGCUCGCCUUUUCGCUUGACGUCUCGUCUUCCCAUAUCACCGUGUCUUCCCCUGCGGUUGUGCUAUCCCCCGCUAGUGUGCCCGCUGAGACCCCCCCAGCUAGCAGCAGAGGAGACCGAUGCUGAUACUGUGGUCUGGGACCGGGUGGACCCUCUGGGCCUGUUUGAUGAGCUUGAGGGGCCGUUGGACUGGCUAUCCGAAGGGCUGUUUGACUGA